This is a messenger RNA of Ascoidea rubescens DSM 1968, 386 nucleotides long. RefSeq names its product ribosomal protein P2. Lineage: Eukaryota; Fungi; Ascomycota; Saccharomycetes; Ascoideales; Ascoideaceae. The transcript is spliced from 2 exons. Gene Ontology annotation, cellular component: ribosome; cytosolic large ribosomal subunit. The record is from RefSeq and is a predicted model, not a curated record. Gene Ontology annotation, molecular function: structural constituent of ribosome. Gene Ontology annotation, biological process: cytoplasmic translational elongation. Bases 1 to 318 code for a protein of 105 amino acids.
AUGAUAAAUAUUUAUUCUGCUGCUGGUAACACCAACCCAACAGCUAAAGAAAUUAAAAAAGUUUUAAAAUCUGUCAAUGCUGAAAUUGAUGAAACUAAAUUAGAUAAAUUCUUAGAUGAAGUAUCCGGUAAAACUCCUGAAGAAUUAAUUGCUGAAGGUAAUUCAAAAUUGUCUUCAGUUCCAGGUGGAUCAUCAGGAUCUGCUGCUGGAGGCGCUACAACUACCGAUUCUACUGAUAAGGCUGAAGAAAAAGAAGAAGAAGCUGAUGAAUCUGAAGAAGAAUCUGAUGAUGACAUGGGUUUCGGUUUGUUUGAUUAAGCAGUUUAUAAGUAAUUCAAUAAUGUUAUAAAUUAAAUUAUUUUAAAACUUACAAGAAAGCAAGUCCA